AUGGAGACUCUUUACAUCUAUGGAACAUGGAUGGCAGAAUAUCUCCAACGGAGCACGAAGACUUAUGAACGUUUCUGGCUUGUGGUCACACAUCUUGGAGAUCCCAAGGCUGCGUUUCUGCUCGUCUUUCCAUUCUCUUAUUUCUUCAGUAAACGAGUGGGCAUCGCCGUUCUUUGGGUGGCGGCCAUUUCUGAGUGGCUCAACUUGGUGUUAAAAUGGAUGCUGUUUGGAGAAAGGCCAUAUUGGUGGAUUCGUGAAAAGAAUCUCACAAUCAAAGUGCAGCAGUUUCCCUCCACCUGCGAAACCGGACCAGGGAGUCCAUCGGGACAUUCGAUGGUCACUGCUGCUGUCUGGUAUGUUGUGUUUUUUGCUAUGGGGCACUUCAUUCACAAAAAGACUAAAAGAUUUCUGUUAGCAGCUUGGGUUCCCUACUUGCUCUUUAUCGUCUUGGUGUCUGCAGUUGGAGUCUCCAGGAUUUACAUUCUUGCUCAUUUCCCUCAUCAGGUGGUCUUUGGAGCCAUUACAGGUCUGAUUCUUGGAGUUGUUCUUGGCCAAAGAGUUCCAGAAGGUCGCCCACUGCGCUUUUUCAUCACAUUGAGCUUUGGACUUCUGCUGAGCGCCGUCCUCAUCCACGCUGCUCUACAGAACAUGGGAAUUAACCUCUCCUGGUCAAUACGUUUGGCAACAAAGUGGUGCGAGCGUGCAGAGUGGAUCAGGCUGGACACCACGCCCUUCUCCUCCCUGACCCGGGACUGUGGAGCCCUGCUGGGUCUGGGUCUGGCUCUGCACUGGAGGCCUGGGGGGUGGCCCUUGCAGUUCGGACCCAGAGCUCUGUCGUUGGCCAUCUCCUCCAUGGGGCUGUACCACGUGCACCGCCUCCCGCUGCCUGUAAAGCCACAGCUGCUUUUCUACUGUCUUUUCUUUGCAAAGUAUGUGGUGGUGCCUCCGCUGGUCAUGGUGUUGGUGCCUGGACUCAUCCAUUUCUUCACAAAAAACACGAGGACGAAUUAG
Knipowitschia caucasica is the source of this 1011-nucleotide messenger RNA. The record is from the annotation of a GenBank genome assembly. NCBI's taxonomy places the organism in Eukaryota, Metazoa, Chordata, Actinopteri, Gobiiformes, Gobiidae.